AUGGCCUCAGUUGACUUCAGGAAUGACAGCGUCCCUGAGCAUGUGACUCGCUUUGAGAAAGUCCCAGCCCCGUACCAUCAUCCAGAAUCUUCGUAUAGUAUUGAUGGACUUUCUCGUGCAAUGAUUGCUUGGAUGCUGGACAUCAAUGUUCGAGCCAGCAUCAAGAGGCGCGAGUUUGAACGAACACGGCUUAAGAUCUGUCUUUACAUCAACCACAUGGAGCGCCUCCUAUAUCAGAACAACAUCCCUUACAAGCCAUACAAUGACAAGCAGAGCAAUUUGAUGGUUCAAAAUGCGAGAGCGAGCUUUGCAACCCACAUGCAAGCCAAAUUCACAGACAAUACACCUAUCCCCAUCACAGCUCCUAUUAAAUCUACGGGAGAGCUAUGCAGGACCGUUUCCGAUGCGCAGACAAUGGAUUACAAACUUCACCAGCUGGAGGUAAUUCGGUUCAUGGGCAGAACUGAUCCUCCCAGUCUGGAUGAGUUUAAUAGAACAACGAGAGCGCAUAGACCUGAGACACAGCCAAGGAGAUAA
This is a messenger RNA of Penicillium soppii, 537 nucleotides long. RefSeq lists its product as uncharacterized. Bases 1 to 537 code for a protein of 178 amino acids. Lineage: Eukaryota; Fungi; Ascomycota; Eurotiomycetes; Eurotiales; Aspergillaceae. The transcript has 3 exons. The record is from RefSeq and is a predicted model, not a curated record.